Messenger RNA from Pelobates cultripes (western spadefoot toad), 25043 nucleotides. Lineage: Eukaryota; Metazoa; Chordata; Amphibia; Anura; Pelobatidae. The record is from the annotation of a GenBank genome assembly.
AUUUGUACCAGUAAACAUGUUAUUACGUUGAUGUUUUCAGUCUUGUUACCUCUUCUCCCUGGGCAUUAAAAAGGCACAGAGAACACAAGGGAACUGGGAAUUAUUAAGAAUAACAUUUUUUUUCUUUACAGUUGAGGUCAAAAUGGCCUCUCCACACAGAGUUUUGUGCUUGGAGACCCUGAGUACAUCCAUCACAAAUAUCAACGUCCCCAUCUUAGGAUCGGUGACACAACGAGCGAUGGACAUCAAAAGGGAAAUAGAGGAGGUAAGAGAGGAUAUAGCAGAGGGGGGACAAUUCUUAAACUCUUAUACAAAAGAGACCACAUCAAUAAUAAAUUACUGGAAACAGGUAUCAGAACUGAGUUUUUAACAAUAGAGCCCAGUUUAGGAUGGAAGUCUGUGGGAUGGAGUAUUAUAGUUUCUGAAGCGGACCACCAGGUCCCUGGAGGCUGUGUUCGGGGCUUUGAGGGGUUAGGGUAUGUGGAAUUGUCCUUCAAUCACCACUGCUUUAGCCUGCCGGGGUUGUAGUAAGCUCCCCACCAAGCACCUCGCAAAGUGUGGCAGUUCUGCGUCAGGGAUCUUCUCCGAUAACCCACGCACCUUUAGAUUAUUUUGGCGCCACGAGUCUCCCUGGCAGUGAACCGGCGCUUAUGGAGCUGGUAUUGGUGCUGUAGUUCCGGCACUGCUUGCUGGAGCGACUUUAUGUGUUGGGUGCUCAGCCGAUGCGUAUGGGAUGGGAGUCUGGGGAUGCUAGGUGGGGAUGCUAGAAUAUUACAUGAUGCUAGGCUAUUAAUAGAUGGGAGUCUGGGGAUGGAGUAUUACAGGGUGCUAGGCUAUUACUGGAUGGGAGUCUGGGGGAUGGAGUAUUACAGGGUGCUAGGCUAUUACUGGAUGGGGGUCUGGGAGAUGGAGUAUUACAGGGUGCUAGGCUAUUACUGGAUGGGAGUCUGGGGAAUGGAGUAUAACAGGACCCUAGGCUAUUACUGCAUGGGAGUCUGGGGGAUGGAAUAUUACAGGAUGCUAGGCUAUUACUGGAUGGGAGUCUGGGGAUGGAAUAUUACAGGAUGCUAGGCUAUUACUGGAUGGGAGUCUGGGGAUGGAGUAUUACAGGGUGCUAGGCUAUUACUGGAUGGGAGUCUGGGGAUGGAGUAUUACAGGAUGCUAGGCUAUUACUGGAUGGAAGUCUGGGGAAUGGAGUAUAACAGGACCCUAGGCUAUUACUGCAUGGGAGUCUGGGGGAUGGAAUAUUACAGGGUGCUAGGCUAUUACUGGAUGGGAGUCUGGGGAUGGAGUAUUACAGGGUGCUAGGCUAUUACUGGAUGGGAGUCUGGGGAUGGAGUAUUACAGGGUGCUAGGCUAUUACUGGAUGGGAGUCUGGGGAUGGAGUAUUACAGGGUGCUAGGCUAUUACUGGAUGGGAGUCUUGGGGAUGGAAUAUUACAGGACGCUAGGCUAUUACUGGAUGGGAGUCUUGGGGAUGGAGUAUUACAGGAUGCUAGGCUAUUACUGGAUGGGAGUCUGGGGGAUGGAGUAUUACAGGGUGCUAGGCUAUUACUGGAUGGGAGUCUGGGAGAUGGAGUAUUACAGGGUGUUAGGCUAUUACUGGAUGGGAGUAUGGGGGAUGGAGUAUUACAGGAUGCUAGGCUAUUACUGGAUGGGAGUCUGGGGAUGGAGUAUUACAGGGUGCUAGGCUAUUACUGGAUGGGAGUCUGGGGGAUGGAGUAUUACAGGAUGCUAGGCUAUUACUGUAUGGGAGUAUGGGGAAUGGAGUAUUACAGGAUGCUAGGCUAUUACUGGAUGGGAGUAUGGGGGAUGGAGUAUUACAGGGUGCUAGGCUAUUACUGUAUGGGAGUCUGGGGGAUGGAAUAUUACAGGGUGCUAGGCUAUUACUGGAUGGGAGUCUGGGGAUGGAGUAUUACAGGGUGCUAGGCUAUUACUGGAUGGGAAUCUGGGGGAUGGAGUAUUACAGGGUGCUAGGCUAUUACUGGAUGGGAGUCUGGGGAUGGAGUAUUACAGGGUGCUAGGCUAUUACUGGAUGGGAGUCUUGGGGAUGGAGUAUUACAGGACGCUAGGCUAUUACUGGAUGGGAGUCUGGGGGAUGGAGUAUUAGAGGGUGCUAGGCUAUUACUGGAUGGGAGUCUGGGGGAUGGAGUAUUACAGGACGCUAGGCUAUUACUGCAUGGGAGUCUGGGGAAUGGAGUAUUACAGGGUGCUAGGCUAUUACUGGAUGGGAGUCUGGGGGAUGGAAUAUUACAGGGUGCUAGGCUAUUACUGGAUGGGAGUCUGGGGGAUGGAAUAUUACAGGGUGCUAGGCUAUUACUGGAUGGGAGUCUGGGGGAUGGAGUAUUACAGGGUGCUAGGCUAUUACUGGAUGGGAGUCUGGGGAUGGAGUAUUACAGGACGCUAGGCUAUUACUGUAUGGGAGUCUGGGGGAUGGAGUAUUACAGGGUGUUAGGCUAUUACUGGAUGGGAGUAUGGGGGAUGGAGUAUUACAGGGUGCUGUGGCUGGCUUCGAUGGGAGUAUGGGGAUGGAGUAUUACAGGGUGCUGCUAGGGCUAUUACUGGAUGGAGUCUGGGGUGUGGCUUGGAGUAAUACAGGAUGCUAGGGCUAUUACUGGAUGGGGAGUAUGGGGGAUGGAGUAAUAUGUGGUGCUGCCAGGGCUGUCAAUGGAUGGGGAGUCUGGGGAUGGAGUAUUGGUGGGUGCCAGGCUAUUACUGGAUGGGAGUCUGGGGAUGGAGCAUUACAGGGUGCUAGGGCUAAUACUGAUGCAUGGGGAUGAGACACAGGAUGCUGUGGGCUAUUACUGUAUGGGAGUCUGGGAUUGAGUAUUAUGGUGCAUCUAUAGGGCUAUUACUGGAUGGAGUCUGGGGAUGGAGUAUUACAGGGAAGUGCUAGGGCUACACUGGGAUGGGAGUCUGGGGGAUGGAGUAUUACAGGAUGCUAGGCUAUUACUGGAUGGGAGUCUGGGGAUGGAGUAUUACAGGAUGCUAGGCUAUUACUGUAUGGGAGUCUUGGGGAUGGAGUAUUACAGGACGCUAGGCUAUUACUGUAUGGGAGUCUGGGGGAUGGAGUAUUACAGGGCUAGGCUAUUACUGGAUGGGAGUCUAUAUUACAGGAUGCUAGGCUAUUACUGGAUGGGAGUCUGGGGGAUGGAGUAUUACAGGGUGCUAGGCUAUUACUGGAUGGGAGUCUGGGGGAUGGAGUAUUACAGGGUGCUAGGCUAUUACUGGAUGGGAGUCUAUUACAGGACGCUAGGGAUGGGAGUCUGGGGGAUGGAGUAUUACAGGGUGCUAGGCUAUUACUGGAUGGGAGUAUGGGGGAUGGAGUAUUACAGGGUGCUAGGCUAUUACUGGAUGGGAGUCUGGGGGAUGGAGUAUUACAGGGUGCUAGGCUAUUACUGGAUGGGAGUCUGGGGGAUGGAGUAUUACAGGACGCUAGGCUAUUACUGGAUGGGAGUCUGGGGAUGGAGUAUUACAGGGUGCUAGGCUAUUACUGGAUGGGAGUAUGGGGGAUGGAGUAUUACAGGGUGCUAGGCUAUUACUGGAUGGGAGUCUGGGGAUGGAGUAUUACAGGAUGCUAGGCUAUUACUGGAUGGGAGUCUGGGGGAUGGAGUAUUACAGGGUGCUAGGCUAUUACUGGAUGGGAGUAUGGGGGAUGGAGUAUUACAGGGUGUUCGGCUAUUACUGGAUGGGAGUCUGGGGGAUGGAGUAUUACAGGGUGCUAGGCUAUUACUGGAUGGGAGUCUGGGGAUGGAGUAUUACAGGGUGCUAGGCUAUUACUGGAUGGGAGUACUGGGGAUGGAGUAUUACAGGAUGCUAGGCUAUUACUGGAUGGGAGUCUGGGGAUGGAGUAUUACAGGGUGCUAGGCUAUUACUGGAUGGGAGUCUGGGGAUGGAGUAUUACAGGGUGCUAGGCUAUUACUGGAUGGGAGUCUUGGGGAUGGAGUAUUACAGGACGCUAGGCUAUUACUGGAUGGGAGUCUGGGGAUGGAGUAUUACAGGAUGCUAGGCUAUUACUGGAUGGGAGUCUGGGGGAUGGAGUAUUACAGGAUGCUAGGCUAUUACUGGAUGGGAGUAUGGGGGACGGAGUAUUACAGGAUGCUAGGCUAUUACUGGAUGGGAGUAUGGGGGACGGAGUAUUACAGGGUGCUAGGCUAUUACUGGAUGGGAGUCUGGGGAUGGAGUAUUACAGGAUGCUAGGCUAUUACUGGAUGGGAGUCUGGGGGAUGGAGUAUUACAGGAUGCCAGGCUAUUACUGGAUGGGAGUCUGGGGGACGGAGUAUUACAGGAUGCCAGGCUAUUACUGGAUGGGAGUCUGGGGGACGGAGUAUUACAGGAUGCUAGGCUAUUACUGGAUUAUUAUGAAAGGCACCUCCAUCCCCCACCGAUGUUCAUUGGUCCCAGGGUGCUAAAAAAAAGGGGAUUGUGGUUCUCUCUGCACAUCUCUUCAAUAAUUUCUGUAAUUUUUCUACCAAACCAAAACAUCAAAUGAAAUCUCAGUAUGCACUGAGGUAUGUAAUAAAUCGUAGAUGAUCCAAAAUAACUUAAAUAAUCUCUUGUUUCUUUAGGGGAAGCAGAAACCCUUUAAGGAGAUAAUCUUUUGUCACUUUGGGGACCUUCAUGCAAUGGGCCAAAAGCCCUGUACCUUCCUGAGACAGGUAUUGAACCCCUUUAUGACACAUUGCCAAGGAUAAUGGACAGGUUGGGGGGAUCACAGCUAAUAUAGCCAUCAUGAUUUCAUUGAGAAAAAUAUCACAAAACGGAGCUGACUCUCAAGCUAAAUAUAUACGUUAAUGGACUGGGUAAUGUGAGAGUGGAUAUAUAUGGAGGGUGUCUGAUGGAGAAGUCUGAUGGAAGGUCUCUGAUGGAGAAUAUCUCUUGGAGGAUGUCUGAUUUAGGGCAUCUGAUGUCAAGUGUCUGAUGGAAGGUCUCUGAUGGUGUCUGAUAGAAAAUAUCUGUUUGGGGGGUGAAAAUAUAUAUCUUGGAGGGUGUCUUAUUUAGGGUGUCUGGUGGAGGGUGUUUGAUGGAGAGCGUUGGAUGGCAUUUUGUUGGUUUUUGGUUCUCAUCAUCCAUGAACAUUUACACACAUUUCACCCUCUCUAGGUGAUGGCCCUGUGUAUGUACCCAGCUCUCCUGGACAAUAGCGAAUUCCCUGAAGAUACCAAGCGGAAAGCUCGGUCUAUCCUGCAGACGUUAGAAAAUGGAUCAGUGGGUAAAGGAAGCGAUCUGUGAGCUGGGCCCGAGGAGUCCCAGCUAAUCACAUAAUAUUUCACAUUACACUCCAUUGUUUAAAAAAUCAUGGUGUGGGGUCUAACGCCAUGAGCUAUCUUUUUUUUUUGGUAAAUAGCCUUUUAUUGAAGGUUUUCAUAUAUCAAGGAAACAAUAAAAUGCAGCGUUACAUUCAGAGUGUAGAGAAACAGUGUAAAAAAAAAAACUUUCGAGAUUCGCAGAUCUCUCAAAGUAAGUGAUAAGGAUGAGACACGCAGCAUUUAGCAUUUAGAUGUUAAACAUAUGUCUCAAAUUUUAUUCUGCCUGUCCCACUACCGGUGGCCAUGGGCUAACUUACAGAGAGGUUAAAGCCCUUCAUAAAACAGGACAACAAAUUUAAAAAGUGAAUAGCCUAGCAAUUAAAAUAUAACUUUUAUUUCCUUUAAAAAUAAACUUAUUUGUUAGACUUAUUAAUAAAUUGUUAUAUAAUUUGUUAGUUGUGUAAACCUGAAAGUAACUUAUGAACUAUGAUUCAUUAAUAAUGUAAGGAAACCAAGUGUAUUUAAACCUCAUUCGGUUAAUUUCCUCCCGAAUCGCCAGAGCAUCAGUGAUUAUAGCUCUCCGUUUGGUAGAUAAAGUAGACGAAUCGUAUAGUAAUCCCAGUAGCUUCAUAAGAUAAUUCCCUUAGUGAAACACACGAAUCCCCAAACAUCAGCCGAAGUCAAGAAGAAGGGUACAACUGAACUAACUUUUAAUGAGUGCACACAGGCUUUUAUGCAAGUCCCCAUGCAAGGGGACAUCCCCCAGGGAGGGACAAAGAUUAACCAAUCAGGUACCGUAAAAACAUAACACACACCCACAAUUCCCUCCCCUAACCCUGGAGAUAAUCAAGUCUGAUAAAGUAAUAACUUGAUUAUCUCCAGGCAGAAAAAUCAAUUUUUUCCCCAAUAUAUGAAACACCCCUUUAUACUUGAGGUAUCCCCCAAAAUAAUAUGUCCCUUGAUAGCCCCGAUCUGGGUGACCAACAUACUCAAAUUUCACCCAGAUCGGUUCAGGGGUUCUCAAAAACUGUGGAAGUCUUCUGUGACUGGCUCACCGUGGGCUGGCUGCCCAAAACAGUUCCAUGAGUUUGGUGGGUUUUGACGGUCACUUUAGUAAAAGGGAAUAAAGUACCGAAUGGAUCCCCCUGGCUCUCAGCAGCGAUUGUUCCCCUCUGUCGAAUGCACCAAAGUACUGAAUAGCGCUCUUCUAGCAAUUCAGUAAUUAGUGUUACAGCAUUCGUCUGUGUGAGACCGGUGUUCGGGAAGUCGAGUAUGCGAUUUUAGUUCCAGACACUCGACGACCAAGUCCCGCUGCCUUUGUUCGCAUGAAAAAAGAUGGCCACGGUUUUCUCAGCCACAUGGCGUUCGGUAUUACGAACGCUGGCCGCACAGAUAGAGUGUUCAAUUGAAGCAGUCUUUGAAGUUUAAUGAGCCAGGGGGUGGUCUUUGUUCGGUAGGUAAAUCUACCGAAUGAAAUAGGGGAGAAAUAUUGUACAAAAGAGGGAUUUCUUCACAAAUAAUAUUGGGUACAAUCUCUUCUCGAUUAAAUAAACAGCAGCAAUAGUAAGGAAAAAAAACACACCAAAAGGUUUCAUUGAAACUGCAUUUUAAAACUUUGUUACAAGGUGGCUCCCUACUACCAUCAGUUUGUCUCUGAGAAAAAGGAAUUGACUAAACCUUGGCGUUAGUUUUCAGAAGAAUUGGAAUGCAGACAAAAAAUUAGCUCAUUCAGCCAUUCAUCCACAUUCUGACUCUCUGAACGUCACAUCGGAAGAAUGAAACGAAUUAAAAAUCUGGCGCUGGCAGAAUUUCAUUAAUUUAUGAAUUUGAAAAUCUUAUAUGGGAUUACCAUAUUUAACGGUACCAAAUUAGGGAGGGAUCUGUGUUUGUAAAAUAUCUGAAUAAUUGGUAUGCUAAAAUAUGGUAAUCCCAGAUAAGGGUACAAAUUUGAUUUAUGGAAUGAUCUAAUAAACACGACAUAAGAAUUACCCUGUUUCAAGGUUUCCAGAUGGAGACUUCUCCAGUCCAAAUUGUUGUUGGCUCUUCCUUUAAAUAAAAUUUUGGAGAUGAAUUGUCCCUGAAGAGUUGAUAAUCUAAAAGUUUAAAAAUUCAUUCUCACUGGACCCAAUGACAGAAGUCAAGCUAACACCAUAAGAAAAGCCACCCAGGUCUGGUACAUCUCGACACUUUCAUCAAACAAUAAGAGGAUAUCAUCAAUGUAUCUGACCCAGAAUUUCACAUGACCAAUAUGGGGAGGUAAAAACCCACUUUGCUUUCCACUUGGCCUCAUACAAAUUGGCAUAAUUAGGAGCACAACAUGUCCCCAUAGCUGCGCCCUUUGUUUAUAAAUAGAUCUUUCCAUCAUAAGUGAAAUAUUUGUGGGUGAGGAUAAAUUUGAGUAAGGUCAACAAAGACACUGCAUUUCUCAGUCAAAGAACGCUUCCAGAAACAACUGGACAUCCUGGGAUGUGGGGGUUUAAAAUGCUUUUCUGAAGCGUUGGGAGGCAGUAAAAUGCUCUCAAGAUAGAUCUGGAAAGUCUUGAUAGUUUCUUUAAAAUAUUUUGUGUUUCUUUUUCUUAAUAGACCUACAAAAAUUAUCAAAAUGUUUAUUUUAUUUUGAAUUGAUAGAUGUAUAAAAGGAAUCAUUUUUAAACUUCCUCACAAUUCUCCUUCUAAGCUUUCAUUACCACCUUUGAUAUUUUUUUUUUCAAUUUGAAAAACGCAUCAAAUCGAAAGAGAAUUCAAUGAGCAUCUAAUUCCUCAUUCUAGUAUGCUUUUCAGUUAUGAUUUUGUAAGCUGGAGGGAGUACGGAGCCCUCUCGUUACCGUGUUUUGUGUGAAAUAAGACUCCAGACGAGAUCUCCCACCAAGCACUGAUCUGCUUUUUAUAUGAUUUGUGGACAUUAAAGAAAGCUUGAGUAAUGUCCAAGGAGACAUUAGAAUGGGCAGAAUGUAAAGGAGCAGUAGUAAAAACAUUUGUAAUAUCAGAUUUCUAAGUGUUGAUCAACCAUUAAAGAUAAAAGAUCAGCCAUCACACCUUGGUAAGUAAUAAGGAAAGAUAAAUUGAAAGACCUUCAUUAAGGUUAAUCCCAAAAUCCUUCCUAUAUCACUGGAUUGUGUUUCAAUGUCUUUACAGGAAGUUACAAUGAGUUUUAUUCAUGGGAAACACUGCCACAAAGGAUCGCGCACUUCAUCCAGAGAAGGGAUGGCGGAAUCCCCUGUGACCCAAAGAAUGUGGUGGUGUCUAGUGGAGCCACGGCAGCGAUUGUGGUACGAGGCUGUUCCGGAUCACAUAUUACAUUUAUAUUUAUAUAUAUAUAUAUAUAUUAUUUACAAAUAGGCUCCUGCAAUAAACAUUAUACUUCCUAUCAUCCCAAACACUACCCAGUUUGACAGUUUGUGUCUAGAAAUCAAUGGAAAUAUAGAAUUUGAAUCCUCCUGCAGCUGCACCAUCCUGUGUCCGAGUUUAGGGAGUACCUAGUAACAUGCAUUAUUUUAAUCUCGAAUAAAGAGAAAAAAAGAGUUAAAGCUCUCAAAUCAUUAUGCAAUUUAAAUAUAAAAGCCACCUAGCUCAAAACAAGUUAAAUCACAAUGUCUUACCUUGCCCAAAGUUAAAUAUUUCCACCAAUUACUGACCUUUGUAGCUUGAUAAUUAAUUAUAUCCAGGCAUGACUGCCUUGUUAAUUAAUACAUAGCAGGUUUAAUAUACAGGGUGAGUCACAUGUUAGGAACCACCCAAAUACCAACUAGAUGUUUAAUAUAGUCUAAGCACUGUAUCCACUACAGACUGCUCUAGUAUAUAUGGUACCAUUAGCCCUCUGGCAACAUCCCUCGGUUUUGGGUAAAACUCUUUUCAAACGGUUUUACCAAACAUGGGGAUCCUUGAACACCUCCUGCUCUACCUAUUGCUAACAUGCAACUUCUGUAUUAACAAUAUGCGUUUUAUCCAUAUUUGGAUUUCAUUGACAGGCUGAGUGUCAGGGUCCCCCAGUUUUUGUUACAAUGCUUAAAGGGACCCUGUAGUGCCCCUCUCCCUCCCACCUCCCAUCCCAUGUUGCUAAAGGAGGUAAAUCCCUUUAAGUGACUUACUGGAGUCCAGCGACGAUGUCCCUCGGCGCUGGUCAGGCUCUGCCAACUCUCCACCUACUCUCAAUGGCAAUGGCCGUGCGCACACUAGACCUCCCUAAGGGGAUUCUGCAUAGCGGAGGAUAUCCAGCGUCAUAUAACACACUUUUCGUGUUCUAAGAACACGGAAGUCCCUCUAGUGGCUGUCUGAUAGACAGUCACUAGAGACGGACUUAAUGCUGCAAGGUAAAUAUUGCAGUUUAUUACAUAGUUACAUAGUUACAGAGCUGAAAAGAGACUUGUGUCCAUCAAGUUCAGCCUUAUGAAAACUGCAAUAAUUACACUUGCAGGGUUAAGGGUAGUGGGAGUUGGCACCCAGACCACUCUAAUGGGCUUAAAUGGUCUGGAUGCCUGGAGUGUCUGUUUAACAAAUGUUUGGCUUAGAACUGGUGGACAGCACAUGUAGCCUAUUAGCAGCCACUAAAAUGGCAUGUAGUGGUUAUGGUUUAUAUAAUAUAAAUGUACAUAAUGUUAAUGAUGAGACGAAUGCACAUUAAUUGGACUCGCUCAGUGUAAUUAUUAUCCCUUCACAGAGCGUGCUCACCAUGGUGGUAAAUGAAGACGAGCCAUUAAGAACUGGUAUCAUGCUUUCAGUGCCCCAGUACCCAGUGUACGUGGACACCAUUAUGCUGUCUGCUGCAGUGAAGGUGGAAUAUAACCUAGAUGAAGAGAAUGGAUGGUCUCUGAAUGUGGACAAUAUUCGCCAAUCUCUUUACAAAGCCAGGACGCAUUGCAAUCCGAAGGUCCUCUGUGUCAUGAACCCAGGAAACCCAACUGGUACCAUAACUAAUGUGUAUUAACUGCAUGGUUUAUGUACUGGCACUGCUUGGAAAGGGAGCUUUCUGAUCCCCAGAGCUUGCAAUUCAACAUGAAGAUACCUGCUAGCCAAUGGCUGGCUGCCUGUGCUGUAACAUAGCACAGGGUCUUUUUACAAUUGUAUGUGCAAAAUGGAAAAAGUAAGAGUAGUAAAUCACUGGAACGGCAUUCCUGUGCAGGUGGUAAUUACAGCAAGACAUAUAUAUCAUUUACUGACACCAUUACAGGAUAAAUUCCACAAAUUCUGUUAGUAAGUCUGAAUGUAAGCAUUUACUUUACAAACAAUUCCUGCAGAGUGUGACUAAGACCCCCCUGGCCCUAUACAGGAUAUCAGUCCGUCCCCCAUUUAAUUAUUUGCCAAGGGAUGGUUAAUGGGGCCGACCCCACUGAGGGUCACAUUAUUGUUAAUCCUGCUGGGAAAUUCUGCACAGAAUUACUCAGAAUUCCAGAAAAUUAUUUUAAUAAACCAGGAGAAUUACUGUGAAUUUAGAAACAUUUGGGUCAGAAAUAGCUAAACUAAAGAAUUCUACAAUCCUGCAACUUUAAAUCUACACGAUUCACAGUUUAAUAAAUACAAUUUUCUUAUAUCUUCUUUAGGGAAAUUUCUUCUCAAACUACCAAAAUGGGCUAAAUAGCAAGAUAUUGCAACAUAGACCAUUGAAACCCAGAAAGGGUUCUCUUUUUCAGGAAUAGACUCCACCAAUCAGAAGCCUUUAAUUCUGGUCCAUGUUUAUUUGUAUCCUAUGUUUCUCUAGCUGGGGUUUAUGGGAUAUGUAGUUUAUCCCCAGACACACAUCUUGUUGAAGUACUCAGUAAGCUGAGAUACUAUCAGUAUACACAAAACCCAGCCUGUAGACCGCUUGGACAUCUUGGAGACAUUUCAUUAUUUCCAUAAAGGCCCUCCUUGCUCAUACAUUGCUACCUGUCCCAGGUCCAUUCAUGAAGCCAAAUGAAUGAUAAAUGUGGCAGGCUGGUAGAAAGAUAUGGCUCCUGAUAGGUGGAAUGGAACUUGGAUUAUUUUCUUAAUUCAAUCCACAAACAGUAACUACGUUACCUUCACAAAGCUCAGUUUGGGACCUUCAGUUUCUAUCUAUCACUUAGACACAAAGUAUCAGAACGUCCCUUCAUUCCAAUCACCACAACUUUGUUUCCACACAAUUCUUGACAUUACUUAUCAGGUGAUUCACUAAAGAAUGAAUUAUCAGAAUUCAUUGCGAGUUUCUUCUUUUGGGUCAAAAUAGCCUAAAUUGAAAACCGAGCUGACAUUUUAGCAAUUUGACUAAUUUGACCUUAAAGCACACAGUUCGCACGUUAGUGAAUAGUUUGAUGUGUUUCUUGUUAGUAAGUAUCAGAUUAGUAGGAUAUAACGAAAUGUGUUCACAGGACGGGUGGAGAGCAGAGAAUGUAUUGAGGAUGUGAUCCGACUGGCUGCAGAAGAAAACCUGCUCCUCUUCGUGGAUGAGGUAAGCCAGUCCUGCUAUGCCCUCACAGAGCUAUGUGUCUCCAGUCCUGCUAUGCCCUCACAGAGCUAUGUGUCUUCAGUCCAGUCCUGCUAUGCCCUCACAGAGCUAUGUGUCUCCAGUCCAGUCCUGCUAUGCCCUCACAGAGCUAUGUGUCUCCAGUCCUGCUAUGCCCUCACAGAGCUAUGUGUCUUCAGUCCAGUCCUGCUAUGCCCUCACAGAGCUAUGUGUCUCCAGUCCUGCUAUGCCCUCACAGAGCUAUGUGUCUUCAGUCCAGUCCUGCUAUGCCCUCACAGAGCUAUGUGUCUCCAGUCCAGUCCUGCUAUGCCCUCACAGAGCUAUGUGUCUCCAGUCCAGUCCUGCUAUGCCCUCACAGAGCUAUGUGUCUCCAGUCCUGCUAUGCCCUCCUAGAGCUAUGUGUCUCCAGUCCAGUCCUGCAAUGCCCUCACAGAGCUAUGUGUCUCCAGUCCAGUCCUGCUAUGCCUUCACAGAACUAUGUGUCUCCUGUCCAGUGCUGCUAUACCCUCACAGAGCUAUGUGUCUCCAGUCCAGUCCUGCUAUGCCCUCACAGAGCUAUGUGUCUCCAGUCCAGUCCUGCUAGGCCCUCACAGAGCUAUGUGUCUCCAGUCCAGUACUGCUAUGCCCCCAGAGAGCUAUGUGUCUCCAGUCCAGUUCUGCUAUGCCCUCACAGAGCUAUGUGUCUCCAGUCCAGUCCUGCUAUGCCCUUACAGAGCUAUGUGUCUCCAGUCCUGCUAUGCCCUCACAGAGCUAUGUGUCUUCAGUCCAGUCCUGCUAUGCCCUCACAGAGCUAUGUGUCUCCAGUCCAGUCCUGCUAUGCCCUCACAGAGCUAUGUGUCUCCAGUCCAGUCCUGCUAUGCCUUCACAGAACUAUGUGUCUCCUGUCCAGUGCUGCUAUACCCUCACAGAGCUAUGUGUCUCCAGUCCAGUCCUGCUAUGCCCUCACAGAGCUAUGUGUCUCCAGUCCAGUCCUGCUAGGCCCUCACAGAGCUAUGUGUCUCCAGUCCAGUACUGCUAUGCCCCCAGAGAGCUAUGUGUCUCCAGUCCAGUUCUGCUAUGCCCUCACAGAGCUAUGUGUCUCCAAUCCAGUCCUGCUAUGCCCUUACAGAGCUAUGUGUCUCCAGUCCAGUCCUGCUAUGCCCUCACAGAGCUAUGUGUCUCCAGUCCUGCCAUGCCCUCACAGAGCUAUGUGUCUCCAGUCCAGUCCUGCUAUGCCUUCACAGAACUAUGUGUCUCCUGUCCAGUGCUGCUAUACCCUCACAGAGCUAUGUGUCUCCAGCCCAGUCCUGCUAUGCCCUCACAGAGCUAUGUGUCUCCAGUCCUGCUAUGCCCUCCCAGAGCUAUGUGUCUCCAGUCCUGCUAUGCCCUCACAGAGCUAUGUGUCUCCAGUCCAGUCCUGCUAUGCCCUCACAGAGCUAUGUGUCUCCAGUCCAGUCCUGCUAUGCCCUCACAGAGCUAUGUGUCUCCAGUCCUGCUAUGCCAUCACAGAGCUAUGUGUCUCCAGUCCAGUCCUGCUAUGCCCUCACAGAGCUAUGUAUCUCCAGUCCAGUCCUGCAAUGCCCUCACAGAGCUAUGUGUCUCCAGUCCUGCUAUGCCAUCACAGAGCUAUGUGUCUCCAGUCUAGCGCUGCUAUGCCCUCACAGAGCUAUGUGUCUCCAGUCCAGUCCUGCUAUGCCCUCACAAAGCUAUGUGUCUCCAGUCCAGUCCUGCUAUGCCUUCACAGAACUAUGUGUCUCCUGUCCAGUGCUGCUAUACCGUCACAGAGCUAUGUGUCUCCAGUCCAGUGCUGCUAUACCGUCACAGAGCUAUGUGUCUCCAGUCCAGUCCUGCUAUGCCCUCACAGAGCUAUGUGUCUCCAGUCCAGUCCUGCUAUGCCUUCACAGAACUGUGUCUCCUGUCCAGUGCUGCUAUACCCUCACAGAGCUAUGUGUCUCCACUCCAGUCCUGCUAUGCCCUCACAGAGCUGUGUCUCCAGUCCAGUCCUGCUAUGCCUUCACAGAGCUAUGUGUCUCCAAUCCAGUCCUGCUAUGCCCUCACAGAGCUAUGUGUCUCCAGUCCAGUCCUGCUAUGCCCUCACAGAGCUAUGUGUCUCCAGUCCUGCUAUGCCCUCACAGAGCUAUGUGUUCCCAGUCCUGCUAUGCCCUCACAGAGUUAUGUCUCCAGUCCUGCUAUGCUCUCACAGAGCUAUGUGUCUCCAGUCCAGUCCUGCUAUGCCCUCACAGAGCUAUGUGUCUGCAGUCCAGUCCUGCUAUGCCCUCACAGAGCUAUGUGUCACCAGUCAAGUCCUGCUAUGCCCUCACAGAGUUAUAUGUCUCCAGUCCUGCUAUGCCCUCACAGAGUUAUGUGUCUCCAGUCCUGCUAUGCCCUCACAGAGCUAUGUGUUUCCAGUCCAGUCCUGCUAUGCCCUCACAGAGCUAUGUGUCUCCAGUCCAAUCCUGCUAUGCCCUCUCAGAGCUAUGUGUCUCCAGUCCAGUCCUGCUAUGCCCUCCAGAGCUAUGUGUCUCCAGUCCAGCUCUGCUAUGCCCUCACAGAGCUAUGUGUCUCCAGUCCAGUUUGCUAUGCCCUCACAGAGCUAUGUGUCCCCAGUCCAGUCCUGCUAUGCCCUCACAGAGCUAUGUGUCUCCAGUCCUGCUAUUCCCUCACAGAGCUAUGUGUCUCCAGUCCAGCGCUGCUAUACCCUCACAGAGCUAUGUGUCUCCAGUUCAGUCCUGCUAUGCCCUCACAGAGCUAUGUGUCUCCAGUCCAGUCCUGCUAUGCCCUUACAGAGCAAUGUCUCCAGUCCUGCUAUGCCCUCGCAGAGCUAUGUGUCUCCAAUCCAGUCCUGCUAUGCCCUCACAGAGCUUUGUUUCUUCAGUCCAGUCCUGCUAUGCCCUCAUAGAGCUAUGUGUCUCCAUUCCAGUCCUGCUAUGCCCUCACAGAGCUGUGUGUCUCCAGUCCAGCGCUGCUAUGCCCUCACAGAGCUAUGUGUCCCCAGUCCAGUCCUGCUAUGCCCUCACAGAGCUAUGUGUCUCCAGUCCUGCUAUUCCCUCACAGAGCUAUGUGUCUCCAGUCCAGCGCUGCUAUACCCUCACAGAGCUAUGUGUCUCCAGUUCAGUCCUGCUAUGCCCUCACAGAGCUAUGUGUCUCCAGUCCAGUCCUGCUAUGCCCUGACAGAGCAAUGUCUCCAGUCCUGCUAUGCCCUCACAGAGCUAUGUGUCUCCAAUCCAGUCCUGCUAUGCCCUCACAGAGCUAUGUGUCCCCAGUCCAGUCCUGCUAUGCCCUCACAGAGCUAUGUGUCUCCAGUCCUGCUAUUCCCUCACAGAGCUAUGUGUCUCCAGUCCAGCGCUGCUAUACCCUCACAGAGCUAUGUGUCUCCAGUCCAGUCCUGCUAUGCCCUCACAGAGCUGUGUGUCUCCAGUCCAGCGCUGCUAUGCCCUCACAGAGCUAUGUGUCCCCAGUCCAGUCCUGCUAUGCCCUCACAGAGCUAUGUGUCUCCAGUCCUGCUAUUCCCUCACAGAGCUAUGUGUCUCCAGUCCAGCGCUGCUAUGCCCUCACAGAGCUAUGUGUCUCCAGUUCAGUCCUGCUAUGCCCUCACAGAGCUAUGUGUCUCCAGUCCAGUCCUGCUAUGCCCUCACAGAGCAAUGUCUCCAGUCCUGCUAUGCCCUCACAGAGCUAUGUGUCUCCAGUCCAGUCCUGCUAUGCCCUCACAGAGCUUUGUUUCUCCAGUCCAGUCCUGCUAUGCCCUCACAGAGCUAUGUGUCUCCAGUCCAGUCCUUCUAUGCCUUCACAGAACUGUGUCUCCAGUCCAGUCCUGCUAUGCCCUCACAGAGCUGUGUCUCCAGUCCAGUCCUGCUAUGCCUUCACAGAGCUAUGUGUCUCCAAUCCAGUCCUGCUAUGCCCUCCAGAGCUAUGUGUCUCCAGUCCAGUCCUGCUAUGCCCUCACAGAGCUAUGUGUCUCCAGUCCUGCUAUGCCCUCACAGAGCUAUGUGUCUCCAGUCCUGCUAUGCCCUCACAGAGUUAUGUCUCCAGUCCUGCUAUGCUCUCACAGAGCUAUGUGUCUCCAGUCCAGUCCUGCUAUGCCCUCACAGAGCUAUGUGUCUGCAGUCCAGUCCUGCUAUGCCCUCACAGAGCUAUGUGUCACCAGUCAAGUCCUGCUAUGCCCUCACAGAGUUAUAUGUCUCCAGUCCUGCUAUGCCCUCACAGAGUUAUGUGUCUCCAGUCCUGCUAUGCCCUCACAGAGCUAUGUGUUUCCAGUCCAGUCCUGCUAUGCCCUCACAGAGCUAUGUGUCUCCAGUCCAAUCCUGCUAUGCCCUCUCAGAGCUAUGUGUCUCCAGUCCAGUCCUGCUAUGCCCUCACAGAGCUAUGUGUCUCCAGUCCAGCGCUGCUAUGCCCUCACAGAGCUAUGUGUCCCCAGUCCAGUCCUGCUAUGCCCUCACAGAGCUAUGUGUCUCCAGUCCUGCUAUUCCCUCACAGAGCUAUGUGUCUCCAGUCCAGCGCUGCUAUACCCUCACAGAGCUAUGUGUCUCCAGUUCAGUCCUGCUAUGCCCUCACAGAGCUAUGUGUCUCCAGUCCAGUCCUGCUAUGCCCUGACAGAGCAAUGUCUCCAGUCCUGCUAUGCCCUCACAGAGCUAUGUGUCUCCAAUCCAGUCCUGCUAUGCCCUCACAGAGCUAUGUGUCCCCAGUCCAGUCCUGCUAUGCCCUCACAGAGCUAUGUGUCUCCAGUCCUGCUAUUCCCUCACAGAGCUAUGUGUCUCCAGUCCAGCGCUGCUAUACCCUCACAGAGCUAUGUGUCUCCAGUCCAGUCCUGCUAUGCCCUCACAGAGCUGUGUGUCUCCAGUCCAGCGCUGCUAUGCCCUCACAGAGCUAUGUGUCCCCAGUCCAGUCCUGCUAUGCCCUCACAGAGUUAUGUGUCUCCAGUCCUGCUAUGCCCUCACAGAGCUAUGUGUUUCCAGUCCAGUCCUGCUAUGCCCUCACAGAGCUAUGUGUCUCCAGUCCAAUCCUGCUAUGCCCUCCCAGAGCUAUGUGUCUCCAGUCCAGUCCUGCUAUGCCCUCACAGAGCUAUGUGUCUCCAGUCCAGCGCUGCUAUGCCCUCACAGAGCUAUGUGUCCCCAGUCCAGUCCUGCUAUGCCCUCACAGAGCUAUGUGUCUCCAGUCCUGCUAUUCCCUCACAGAGCUAUGUGUCUCCAGUCCAGCGCUGCUAUACCCUCACAGAGCUAUGUGUCUCCAGUUCAGUCCUGCUAUGCCCUCACAGAGCUAUGUGUCUCCAGUCCAGUCCUGCUAUGCCCUGACAGAGCAAUGUCUCCAGUCCUGCUAUGCCCUCACAGAGCUAUGUGUCUCCAAUCCAGUCCUGCUAUGCCCUCACAGAGCUAUGUGUCCCCAGUCCAGUCCUGCUAUGCCCUCACAGAGCUAUGUGUCUCCAGUCCUGCUAUUCCCUCACAGAGCUAUGUGUCUCCAGUCCAGCGCUGCUAUACCCUCACAGAGCUAUGUGUCUCCAGUCCAGUCCUGCUAUGCCCUCACAGAGCUGUGUGUCUCCAGUCCAGCGCUGCUAUGCCCUCACAGAGCUAUGUGUCCCCAGUCCAGUCCUGCUAUGCCCUCACAGAGCUAUGUGUCUCCAGUCCUGCUAUUCCCUCACAGAGCUAAGUGUCUCCAGUCCAGCGCUGCUAUGCCCUCACAGAGCUAUGUGUCUCCAGUUCAGUCCUGCUAUGCCCUCACAGAGCUAUGUGUCUCCAGUCCAGUCCUGCUAUGCCCUCACAGAGCAAUGUCUCCAGUCCUGCUAUGCCCUCACAGAGCUAUGUGUCUCCAAUCCAGUCCUGCUAUGCCCUCACAGAGCUUUGUUUCUCCAGUCCAGUCCUGCUAUGCCCUCACAGAGCUAUGUGUCUCCAUUCCAGUCCUGCUAUGCCCUCACAGAGCUGUGUGUCUCCAGUCCAGCGCUGCUAUGCCCUCACAGAGCUAUGUGUCCCCAGUCCAGUCCUGCUAUGCCCUCACAGAGCUAUGUGUCUCCAGUCCUGCUAUGCCCUCACAGAGCUAUGUGUCUCCAGUCCAGCGCUGCUAUGCCCUCACAGAGCUAUGUGUCUCCAGUUCAGUCCUGCUAUGCCCUCACAGAGCUAUGUGUCUCCAGUCCUGCUAUGCCUCUCAGAGCUAUGUGUCUCCAGUCCUGCUAUGCCCUCACAGAGCUAUGUGUCUCCAGUCCAGUCCUACUAUGCCCUCACAGAGCUAUGUGUCUCCAGUCCUGCUAUUCCCUCACAGAGCUAUGUGUCUCCAGUCCAGCGCUGCUAUGCCCUCACAGAGCUAUGUGUCUCCAGUUCAGUCCUGCUAUGCCCUCACAGAGCUAUGUGUCUCCAGUCCUGAAAUGCCCUCACAGAGCUAUGUUUCUCCAGUCCAGUCCUGAUAUGCCCUCACAGAGCUAUGUGUCUCCAGUCCAGUCCUGCUAUGCUCUCACAGAGCUAUGUGUCUCCAGUCCUGCUAUGCCCUCACAGAGCUAUGUGUCUCCAAUCCUGCUAUGCCCUCAUAGAGCUAUGUGUCUCCAGUCCAGCUCUGCUAUGCCCUCACAGAGCUAUGUGUCUCCAGUCCAGGGCUACUAUGCCCUCACAGAGCUAUGUGUCUCCAGUCCAGCACUGUUAUGCCCUCACAGAGCUAUGUGUCUACACUUCUGCAACACCUUCUCUGCUCCCCCUGGUCUUUUCUUUAUUUUGUCCUGAUUGGGGGAUCUUCAUCCAAACAGGGAACAACUCCUAUGCAAUGCCGACACACCGGCUUCAUUGCCAGCAUGCCAGCCUCUGAACAAAGGGACAGCCUCCAGGCAGGUAGUGCAUGCGCUGUGGUUGCCAAGUGUGUAGAGUAGAAGUACCGUGGUUGGCCUUUUCUGCUCUCCCUUGUCAGUCAAAUUUUCUGCAUAGAGUCCAUGAUGAAUAAUUGUCUGACAGGUGGGAGAUAGAUAUAUCUUUAAAUAGUCUUUUCUCUCAAUAUAUACAUUUACUAGCAAAUCAGCUUGUACACUGUAUAGAUGGAAUUUAAUGGCACUCUUUAACUCGACCGGAGCAACACUGGGGGCGGAAUCACUGAUGUAAUUGGCAACGUGGGAAACAGUUACCAAGUGGGAAGGAAAAAGGGGAACGAGGCGUACAUUAUAUAUUUUCCAUUCUUCCUUCCUUUUCUCGUUCAUUGCGUUCUUCUUCUUUUCUUGCGUCCAUUGCACAGGUCUGUCAAGAGAAUAUUUUUGGUCUGGGUGCCACUUUCCAUUCCUUCAAGAAGGUUCUGUUUGAAAUUGGACCCCGAUACUCCCAGCAGAUCCAGCUCGUUUCAGUCAAUUCUGUCUCCAAGGGGGUCAGUGGAGAGUGAGUACAGAUCACUCGAGCUUUCUUAUCUCAGCCGAUUCUUUAUAUUGUGCUAAGUGACAUUGUAUAAACAUUCAUUCCACAACACAACGUUUUGACCAAAACUACCUAACUCUCCCCUGCAGGUGUGGACUGCGCUGUGGGUACAUUGAGUUUGUGAAUAUUGACCCAGCUGUGUUUCAGAAACUAUUCACAUUGAAGUCCUUCGCUGUACCCAAUGUUAUUGGGAUGCUGGCCAUGGAUAUAAUGAUGGACCCCCCACAGCCAGCAGAUCCAUCUUAUAAAACCUUCAUGGAGGUGAGAAUCAUGACCGGACAUAAUAAGGGAGCAAUACUACUGUAUUGAUAAACUAUUCAAGCUGAUGGAUACGUGGACGAACCCUUUCCUUUACCCAUGGGCUGAUGGAUUGGCCAUGGAUGCCCCCUUUUCUCUGUUUAUAGUAAAAACCAUGACUCACAAAAUGAUCAAGAUGGACAAUGCCUUCCCUCUUUGUAAACUGACCCCCAGGUAAGCUGAAGAAUUGCGAGUGGUGUCUGUUAUAAUAUCAGCCUGGCACUGAGUGUAGGGGGUGAGUUUGAAUAAGUCCAUAGGGGGCGCUAUGGUGUAAACAGAUUAAGUAGCCCGAAGGGAUUCCACAGAUUGAUGUGAAAUAUAAUGAAAAGGCUCUUUUAGUUUAUAACAUUAUCCAUUACCUCCUUGAUGAAUUCUGUAUGAAUAAAAUGUUUUAUCUGGAACGAUACAUUGGGAUCAUGGCCUCACAAAUAGAAUGAUAGAUACGAUUCUGUCUCAUAUCAUAUUGUCCUGUUUAAUUGUAUUUUCCCAGGAGAAAAAGGCCGUGCUCAGUGCGCUAGCAGAGAAUGCUAAGCUAACUGAGGAGAUUUUAAACCAGGCACCCGGGAUCCACUGUAAUCCGAUCCAGGGCGCAAUGUACGCCUUUCCCAGGAUCCACAUCCCAGAGAGAGCCGUGAAACUGGCCCAGGUAACCAAUGUUACUUUCUUUUUUUUUUUAUUCUCUAUUUAUGUGAGGAAGCCAAAAAAAUAUAUAUUAUAUAUUAUAGGCAUAAGCAAAAUGCAUUAAUUAUGCAGUACAUAUAAAUUGCUUUAUAACAUUUUACAAAAUGGAUUUCCCCCAAAUUUUUUCAAGUAUAGACUAAAAAUACUUAAUCUCAGAGAGAGAGAAGAGACAAAAUAUUCACACCUGUUUGUGUAAUUCCCCUUAAAUAUACUGUGACAGAGUUCCCUGUACCCCAGCUGGGUACCUCCGCCAAGGACCGCUUCCUAGCUAAAACAGGGGACAAACCUCAGCACUCUUGCCCCCAGUCGCCGUGGCUUGACUGGGGGUCCUGGACCCGCUCUAUCCUGGAGCCGAAUGGGGAAUUAGCUCUAGACACCCCCAGGCACUGGACGACACUCAGUCCUGGGAGCUCUAGUCCUUUGCCCUCCAAUAACAGGACAAUACACAGUUUUGGAGUGUAAGCUGGAAUAGAUUUUAAUGAUGCCACACUUGGCCUUAUUUGUAAAUCCCCAUUAUUAUUAUUAUUAUUAUUAUUUUAUUAUUUUAAAAUCUUCCUUAAGCCUAAAGUCCUUUAAGAGAUCCCUCUCUACAUAUCUCAAACAGAAUGCACGUGUCAUGGCUGAUUAUAUAUUUCCUACCUGUUCUAUGUUAAAUUUUGUAUUUAUUGUGUAUUAAUAUUGUUUUUGUAUCUUAUUGUACCCUAAUGUAACAAUGCAAUGAUUUGUGGACCCAGGACAUACUUGAAAACGAGAGAAAUCUCAAUGUAUCUUUCCUGGUAAAAUAUUUUUAUAAAUAAAUAAAUAAUUCCGUAGCGCUGUAUGCAAGGGGUACGCGCACAUGGACCUUGUUGGGGACAGGGACACAAUCUUGCAAACCAAUAAUAACACAUUUACAAUGUAAGGCACUCCCACACAUGGCACACAGUCCCUCCCCUCUGCCUGGGAGAUAAUUGGAUCAGAUACUGCACUAACCCAAUUAUCAACUGGCAGGAAAAACACAUUUCUAAAAAGUCCCAAAAGUACACCAAAACACAUGAUAUCUCCUCACAUGUCCCCUGAUAGCCCUGAUCUGGGUGAUCAACAUAUCCCAAAAUCACCCAGAUCAGUUCAGGCGUUCAGAAAUUCUAUGGAAGUCAUUUAUUUGACCAACCACAGGCAUGGUCCCAUGUCCAAAACAGUUCCAGAGAAUCAGGGCUUGCGGUAGGUCUAGUUAGGCAGUUUGAAAACGAACAAACUACCGAACAGAGUCAAUAGUCUUACCCUGGAGCUUGUUCCCUUCAUCCAGAUGAAUGAACUCACCAAACAGUGCCCUUCUAAGCUAAAUAGAAACAAACGUAGGCGAUGAUGGAAGUCUAGCAGUGUUCCGGAGUUUCUGUAUCCGAUUUUAGUUCCAGGAGAUUCAUGCCCAAACACUGCUGCCUGCGUUCAUGUGAACAAGAUGGCCACCACCUGGUGGUUGUCUAUAGGAAUUGCGCCCACCCAGACGAACAAUUAGAACACUGCGUUGAGAAACGUUCCAAGUUGUUAAUAGGUGUUAACAAGCUCCAGGGUAGUCUCUGGUUGUUGCGGUUGUUCGGUAAUUCGAAGUGCCGCUUCGAAAGGUUGAAGUGUGGCCAUAUAACUACAAAAAGGCACGAACAGAGACUUUUACAUUAUUUUCCACAGGGUCCAUAGUCUGUGGGCAGAAGGCUGGCCAGCAGGCUCCUCCAGGAGCUCGUGGCAAACUCCUGUAAAAAGAGGAGUUUGUCACAGAUACAGCGCGGUUUUCUUAUCUAUUUUUAUUAGUAAUAAACUUUCACUAUGGAUCCCAAAUUUUAAUAAAUUAUUUUUGAAGUUAGUUAAUCCUGAGUAAAUUAUCUUCAAUUUUUAAAAUAACUUUACUUAUUGGGGGAAUAUCAGUUUUUAACCAUCAAGCUGCAAUAACUCUACGGCUGCUAAUGUUAUGGAAUGUAGUAGUUUCUGUGAAUGCUUUGACAUCCCCUCUAUAGGUCUAGAGAUUAGGAAUAUCCAAGGCGAGAAUUCAGUUGAUCUUUGAAAAACAAAGUUAGUUUCCAAAAGUCAGUAAUUUUAGGACACUCCCACCAUAUAUGUAGGUAGGUGCCCCUGAGUCCACAUAAUCGCCAGAAAAGAUCUGAUGUUUUUCUACCAAUUCUAUACAUAAAAACAGGAGUAACAUGCCACCUAAACAAAAUCGUAAACAUUUGCUCGUGUGAGAACACGCAAAUUGAUAUUUUAGACGCUGUUCUCCAGAUAUCUGCCCACACUCCCAUCUCUGGGGCUUCACCUAAAUCUGAUUCCCAAUGUGACACAUAUCUAAGUGUGCCCCACACUGAUGGUUCCUGACUUAGAUAUGAGUAUAGAGUUGAAAUUAGACCUUUCUUACAUCUCCCUGAAAUACACAGUUUUUCGAAAGAUGAAGGUGUAGACUGCCCUGCGCUCCUAAUAGCCGGAGUCUGAGCAAAAUGUCUAAACUGAAUAUAUCGAAAAUAAUCUCCGACUGUCAGAUGUGUCUGUGAUUUUAAGUCUUCAAUGUGACUUUCUAUAUCUCUGAUAGCCCACAGAUCACACGAUCCCAUUAUGGAAACUCAAGGGAAUUUUCACCUUAUUUUAGCAACUUUUCAAAGGUUGUCAUGGGACAGAAAACACGUUACCAUGGAGAUCAAGCGAUUACACCUGUUUAGAUAUUUGUAUUUUCAAGGUGACACCAGCUAACAGUCUGAUUAAAUCCUAAAUGAAUGGAAGUAUUUAUACAAAUGAUACAAUAAAGACUGUCUGAUGGAGAGAUUGUUACAGGGAAUAUGUUAACACAUCCCACUUAUUAGACCAUUUACCAAUGCUGUGUCUUCAUUGUCAGACUCAAGGCCUGGAACCAGACAACAUGUUCUGUCACCACCUGCUGGAGGAGACUGGUAUUGCUUUGGCUCCUGGAAGUUGCUUUGGACAAGUAAAGGACACCUAUCACAUUAGGUAUGUCACCAUGUCUGUUAUCAUGGUUAUAAUGUGUGAUUGUGGUGGCCACCCUGAGUAAAGAGGGGUUUCCGUCCCUAGAGAUGUCCUUUUCCUUAGUCUGAGCAAUGCUGAAGUAUUUCCCAUCUAGUGCGGUUCAAUUGAUCUUUGCGGUAAUCAAAGCAGGUAUAGCAGUUCCCUCAAUCACGAGACGAGGCUCUGUGUUGAGGGUAAGCAGGAACUGGUUUUAAUGGGACCACACACGGCCUUUUAUGUUAAUCCCCAUGCAAUGGGUCUACAAUAACAUAUUCCAGGGGCAUUCCCCACUGGACCUUAGAGGCAACAGACACAAAGUACACAACAUAAUUAUAUUAACUCUCAGGUCCAGGACAUGUAUAGGACAUAUAUAUGUAUUAACCCCUCAAAACACCCCUUUAACAGUGUGGUACCCCCUCAAGUACUAUAUCCCCAGACAGCCUGGAUCUGAACGCCCAACAUAUUCGAAAAGCGCUCAGAUCCCACGAACGUAGCCAAAUCGCCACUGAGGUAUAGUUUAGAGCGACCACACACAAGGCACCUGCCCAAAAGAGUUACAUGAAUUCAGCCUGUGCGGUCGGUCUCUUUCGGGAGUAUGAAAUAUAACCAUAUAUGCAAAUAAACUGUUCGUGCAUACGCUUACACCAUGUAUCUUGUUCGGGAGUUUGCUCCCACUGAACGCCGCUCAUCUUAGACGAAUGGAAACGAACGCAGGUGGAUGUGGAAGUUCCAGCGGUGUUCAUGCCGCCGAGUGCCCGAUAAUAGUUCCAUACACUCGAUGACCAAACACCGCUGGGUGCGUUCAAAAACCAAGGUGGCCGCCGCCUCGUCUUCAUACAUAUGAACGCCGGCAACCCAGCCGACAGCUUACAAUGUUGAAGUGAUUACGAUUUGUGAAGGUGGUAGUGAGGUCAAGUGGCACACAACUGUUCUGGGUGGUCGGUACUUUAUUCGGUAUACGAACCAAAUGGGGCAAUCUGUUCGGUGAGGUUCGUAUACCGAUCCAGUCAUUGAAAAAUAGUAAUUUAGGAACAGUGGAUCUGUUACAGUGAUUAUUCUGGUGUCCAUUGAUAAGAUAGCGUUAACGAGAUUCAGUCUAAUUAACUGAUCAUAUAAUUACAAAGUGGUAACUUAAAAACAACAAACAUUACCUGCGCACUAUCCCACAUCCUUAUUUAUAUUUAAAUAACUGGAAGAUGUUAGUAUCACUGCAAUGGCCAGUAAAGUGUAAGCUUUACACGGACACACAUGCAAAGAUAUACACAUACAAAGAGAUAUACAUACAGAUACACACACAUGCAGACACACAUAUACAGACAUUCACAAACGCACACACACAUACAGACACACUGAUAUACAGAUACAGAAAUUCACACAUACAGACACAGAUAUACAGAUACAGACAUUCACACACACACACACAUGCAGACACACACACAGAUAAACAGAUACAGACAUUCACAAACACACACAUAAAGACACACAGAUACAGACACACACAUGCAGACACACAGAUAUACAGAUACAGACAUUCACACACACACACAUGCAGACACACACACAGAUAUACAGAUACAGACAUUCACAAACACAGACAUACAGACACACAGAUACAGACACACACAUGCAGACACACAGAUAUACAGAUACAGACACACACAUACACACAGACACACAUGCAGACACACACACACACACACACAUACAUACAUUCACACACACAAACUGUUAAAAAAUUUUUAGUCACCCUCCGGUUUCCUACUUUUAGGUGCAGGUGGGUGACAUCCCUGGGGUCUAGUGGCUGCCUAAUGCUGGUGGGAGUCAGAGCUCCCACUCUGACUCCCUCCUCUCCUUGCAUUCUCCUCCUGCGCAGCUCUGCUCUGUGUAUGCUGGGAGGAAGUGACGGCUCCCUCCCAGCGGGCACUCUGAUGUCAACAAUGGGGCUUGGUCGCGCUAUUAAAGCACCCCAUUGCUGACCGGGCCCCAGGUAAUAAAUAUUACAACAAAUCUGAACUUUUUAAGAAAUUAAUUGUGAUCUAUCUCUGUAUCAUACAGGCGACAUGUCUAA